Molecule: messenger RNA, 180 nt
Organism: Ascoidea rubescens DSM 1968
Lineage: Eukaryota; Fungi; Ascomycota; Saccharomycetes; Ascoideales; Ascoideaceae
Exons: 1
Coding region: 1-180 (59 amino acids)
Source: RefSeq, a predicted model, not a curated record
AUGUCUUCGACCGUCGUUCGGACUGUUCUCCGACUGCCUUUUGAAACAUUCACCCCUCAGGGUUUAUCGAAGCACGUCAAACUCAGCACAACUCCGAAACACACCGACAAAUUCCGCGCUCUGGCAUUCCCGCAAAGCUGGUCUCACGCUCUUCAGGGAGUUUCAAAUAUAUUUCAGUAA